AUGAACCUAAUGAAGAUUUUCUUGCUUACGCUGGAUGGUGCAGACUCCUUAAAAUUGUAGGUCCCACUCACGGUUUAUUUCGUUGGGACUGUUAUCCAUGAAAUCACUCAUGUCCUCGGAUUUUCUGAUUUAGACAUUCCUAACUGGGUUGAUUCUAAGAAGAAGCCUCAUGUUAAUCCUACUGUUCAGUAAACUGUUAGAGGUAUUAAUACUACUUUCCUAAAAACACCAAAUGUUCUUUAAUAUGCAAAAAAAUACUAUGGAUGCAGCACUAUUCCUGGUAUGGCUCUUGAAAACUAAGGCGGUGAAGGUUCAGCUGGUUCUCACUGGGAAACUACUAUUAUUCAAGAUGAAAUAAUGAAUGCUUCAGAUUCCCAAACCAUUUCUAUUUUCACUGGUUUUACUGCCGCUUUGCUAAGAGAUACUGGUUUCUAUGCUUCUGUUAACUCAAAUAUGGAGGAAAAAUCUUACUAUGGUAAAGAUGCUGGUUGUUCAUUCAUUACCGGUUCUUGUGAUGACAAAAAAAGAGAGUUCUGUACUGUCGGAUCUUUCGAAGAAAAAUGUGACUAUUAUUAUCAUGGUGUUGGAUAAUGUAACUCCUCUUAAGAAUUAGACGAUGGUUGCAACACGAUUUAAACUUUCUAGAAUUCUAAAUGUUAUGAUGAUUCAAACAACUUUUAGAAUACUCCAACUUAAAAAACUGCUAUGGGAAUUUCAUUUGGAUCUAACUCUAAGUGCUUUAACAGCUCACUCAUUAGUGAAAAAUUAAAACCUAUCAAGGAAUAAGGUUUAUGUUAUACCUAUUCUUGUAAUUUUUUAAAUAAUGUAAUUGUUAGCGUUGGAGGAACUAAAGUUACUUGCUCUAAGAAUGGCCAAUAAUUGAAGGUUCCUGGCUACAGUGGUCUACUUACUUGCCCUGAAAAGCUUGAUUAAUUCUGUGCUUACAAGAAGUUCUGUCCUAGCAAUUGUAGUUCAAAUGGUUUUUGCAACAAUGGAACUUGUAUUUGCAUGAAUGGUUUCAGAGGAGCUGCUUGCGACAAAGUUGCUUGA
This is a messenger RNA of Tetrahymena thermophila SB210, 1050 nucleotides long. RefSeq names its product leishmanolysin family protein. Gene Ontology annotation, molecular function: metalloendopeptidase activity. The record is from RefSeq and is a predicted model, not a curated record. Gene Ontology annotation, cellular component: cytoplasm; membrane. The transcript is spliced from 2 exons. Gene Ontology annotation, biological process: cell adhesion; proteolysis. NCBI's taxonomy places the organism in Eukaryota, Ciliophora, Oligohymenophorea, Hymenostomatida, Tetrahymenidae.